This is a messenger RNA of Haliotis rufescens (red abalone), 5302 nucleotides long. RefSeq names its product nuclear receptor subfamily 5 group A member 2-like. The record is from RefSeq and is a predicted model, not a curated record. The transcript has 7 exons. Gene Ontology annotation, biological process: tissue development; regulation of transcription by RNA polymerase II; hormone-mediated signaling pathway. Gene Ontology annotation, molecular function: zinc ion binding; nuclear receptor activity; RNA polymerase II cis-regulatory region sequence-specific DNA binding. The coding region runs from base 174 to 1778 and encodes 534 amino acids. Lineage: Eukaryota; Metazoa; Mollusca; Gastropoda; Lepetellida; Haliotidae. Gene Ontology annotation, cellular component: RNA polymerase II transcription regulator complex.
ACAUUACGCAUGCGCAGUGUGUCGCGUAAGUCCAGAGUGUAGCCCUUGAGGAAACAGAGGAUAUUGAAAAACACUCUUUUAUUACAUAAUUCGUGCUUGUCAGUCGUGAGUAAGUAAUUCCCACGAUCGAGGAGUACCCCGACUGGCAGAUGGGAGGUGACUGAACGAAGAGGAUGAUUCAAACCUCAGAAAAAGUGGACACAACCAGACCCCCAGUUGUCGGGCAUAUGAGCUUCGACCAUAACCCUGUUGAGAACGAAACACAGGCGGUUAGAGAAAACUCGGUCGAAGCGUCCACCUCCAGCAGUGAUGCCCAGUAUCCACCGGACAUCAAGAGUGGGUUUGAGGAGCUGUGUCCAGUGUGCGGAGACAAGGUGUCAGGCUACCACUAUGGCCUGCUUACCUGUGAGAGUUGUAAAGGUUUCUUCAAGAGAACAGUCCAAAACAAGAAAGUAUAUUCCUGUGUAGAUAAUAGAAGCUGCCAAAUAGACAAGAGUCAACGAAAAAGAUGUCCAUAUUGCAGAUUUCAAAAAUGUCUGACUGUGGGCAUGAAGUUAGAAGCUGUGAGAUCAGACAGAAUGCGAGGAGGGAGAAACAAGUUUGGUCCAAUGUACAAGCGAGACAGAGCAUUAAAGCAGCAAGCUCUUCGCCAGCAGCAGCAGAUAGUGUCCCAUUGCCAGAUGAGACUAGCGAAUGGUAUGGCAGCGAUGCCUGGAUCCCCAGAAGACAUCAAGCCAGAUCCAGCUCUGUUAAACAUCUCUUACAGAAUAGAUUCACCCCCUGGAAGUAUGGGUGGUCAGACCAGCAUAACAUGUCCAUCUCCUCCUCUUGGUAACCAUAACAAUAAUAGCAACAGUAACAACAGUAACAGCAACAGCAACAGCAACAGUAACCAAAACAACACUGCCCAACAUACCUCGAGUCCACUGCCUCUAACCUCACACCAUCGUGCUCUGUCACCACUAAACUCUUAUCCUAUGUCAUCCUCCUACCCCUCAGUGAUGGAUGCUCUGCGCACCUACCACCCGUCAACACCUCAGAUGUCCACAGCAAUCAUGCCUCCUCAGCUAGUGGCAGAUCUUAAGUCAAGUAUGGCUGAGGAAGCUGAGGUCAAACACAAGCUAUUAACAUUUCUACAGACAGAAUUUGGGCAGCUGGAUGUAGCAGGACACCCAGAGCAUUUUCUACAACUGAUGUGUAAGAUGACUGACCAGCUGCUCUUCCUCAUGGUGGAGUGGGCACGCAGCUGCUUCUUUUUCAAGGAACUCAAGGUGGAAGAUCAGAUGAAGCUACUCCAAAACUCCUGGAGUGAAAUACUUAUUUUGGACCUAGUAUUCCGUCAAGUCAGCGAGUCUUGGUCUAGUGACAUUAUUCUGGCAAGUGGCCAUAGGAUUGGCUUCGAUGUGCUGGACAAACUGGGCCUGAGUGAUGUAAAGGCUAGAAUUUAUGAACUCAUAAAAAAGGCCAAGGACCUUAAGAUUGAUGUCUAUGAAUAUGCGUGCCUUAAAUUUCUGAUUUUGCUCAAUCCAGAUGUGUCAGGAUUGGAAAACCGUCACUAUGUCGAGCAGAGCCAGGAAAAAGUAAAUGCUGCACUCCUUGAAUAUUGCCUUAAUUUCUACCCAGAAAUGAAGGACAAAUUUGGUCAAGUACUGUUGCGACUUCCUGAAAUCCGUCUCAUUAGUAUUCAAGGAGAGGAGUUUCUCUACUACAAACACCUGAGUGGAGAAGUGCCUGACCAGACCUUGCUCCUGGAGAUGCUGCACUCAAAGAAGAAAUAGCAGCUGGUUGUGAGGAAACAGACAGCUAUCAUGUAGCAUGUGUGUGUGAUCAGUGCAUCAGUCAUCAGCUGAGAGACACUACAGCAAGCUAUCUCUGUACAUGACAUGUAAAUAAACUGGGAAGCUGGCAGACUGCCAUCAACUCUUACGUAAACAGGGCAGAUUGGAAGAAGAGCCAUGGACAUAGCAGCUUUUUGUUGACGCUUAUAUCAUAGCCAGGAAAACUCACUGAUGUAUACAAUAAGUAGUUCUACAAGUACGAGAGACUUUAACAGACGGGGCGAGUUGACAAUCAUUGUUGCCUCACUUAUCAGGGUGUGCAUACACCAUGCAAGGUAGCUUGUACAUAUCUCAGACAAAAUAGUGACGAUGACUUAAUGUACAUCUCUCCAUCACAGCAAAUCUUGUAGUUAUGUUUUGUUAUCAGUCUUUCAUUGAGAACUAGGUAUUGAAGAGUGUUUCCCAUUGUGGUGACGUUUCUGUGUUGUACAAUCCUUGUAGUACAAGUAAAGACAGAUUGUAGUGCUCCAUUUAUAGUGCUUACCUGGCUGUCUUCAAUAAUGAGUAUGAAUGUUUUAGUCAUCUAGUCCCUCAUGCUACCUUAACCAAAAACGCUAUACUGCAUUUUGUUUGAAAGCUGCAUACAAUUUGUUCAACUAAAACCACUGUGACCUGGAAAAUUACCCAAUAUUUUACUCCAGAAUCAGAUCACAAUUUAUCUCCCAACAGGAGAGUUGUUUAUUUUUGUCGAGUCGACCAUUGCAAAUAAUGGUGAUGUGAAGAAUGCUUGAUUGAUGUUUGUCCGUUGCAGCAUCUGCUGAUAUAGGUAUAUUGAGAUCAGCACACAGUAUUAGUUCAAGAAGUGUGGAUGUUGAGAUGAAACAUAUCAAAAUACUCAAGUUAUAACCAAAUUCUGAAGCAUGUAAGAGCACUUUUACUUUUAGGAUACGCUAGUGAUCAACCAGUAGUGGAGGGUGUGACCUUGCUACACCACAUGUCAUGUUUCAAAGAUAUAUGCUUCUUAUGCCCCUCAGGAUAUGGUUCAGGUUUGCUGAAACUGUAAGGGAUUUCAAGUUUUCCAUGCUGCUUUGUACCAUACCCCAUAGACGACAUGGAACAGCAGUUUUUACCAUGACCACUUGUGGCAUGUGUGCUGCUUGCUGGCAGCAAGUGGAAGUCAUACACCAUACUAAACAAGGCAGCAUCAUUGACAGUGGACUAUAUUUAAGUUAGUUUCACACACUUCACAUGUCCUUGUCUUGUCAACAGUGUGUCUUGGCUGAGAGGUUAAACUUUACUUCUGGUUACUUUUAGUACUUGUACCUCUUGUGUAGGGAUCGAUAGCUGUACACAGGAUUACUACAGUCUUUGCAUAGAAGGUCAAGCAGGAACCUCUCAUAUAUCUAUGUAUAAGAAAGUAUAGUUAUACAGACAUUUCAAGACAAACUUGUUUGUAGUUGGUGUUCUUGGUGUUUGUACUCUGAGGAAUGACGUAGUUGUGCUAUUUGUGAGCCAUCAAGUAAAAGACUAUUAAUUGGUGUUGGAAGCGUAAAGACAUCCCACAUUUCCAUCUCUCAUCAGGAACCUACAAGUGCAUUGUCCAACAAGUGCUCUUAUUCGCAUUUAUUGUAACAUGGGACUUUACAAACCCUGUCAUCCAGUGCAUGUGCCUGCUUAGGGGACAGAUGUGGUAGUCUUUGGAUAUUGCUAGAUGUAUUUCACUUCCCAUUGGAACAAAAGUAUGUGUAGCAAGAAAAAACUUUUUAUCUAAUCUUAUAAAGAAAACACACUGUAAUACUUUCAAACAGAAAUAGAGUAAUCAUGAUCAGCACCUGUUGUCAUAGUUUCAUUAAUAAUCAGUACAACUUGAACAUGGUGUCAACACAGGAGACAUAAAAGGACAGAUUAAAUGAGAAUUCAAUAGAUAAAUAUUUAAAUCCUUGUUAUUUAAGGGAGCUGGCCUUUGCUGAACAAAUGUAUGUUUUGUACAUUCAUUUCUUUUCACAAAUGGCUGUACCCCUAAUGGAGAGUAAUGGGAAGACUUGCUCCAUUCAUGUGAAUAUGCUAACCACACUAGCUUUGUAUAUUUGUAUUAAAGCAGGCUUUUGUAUAUAUAGUGUGACAGCUUGUUGGCAACUUGUUGAUGUAUUGCUAUACACAAUGGCCUCAAUGGUUAUUUCCUGGUAAUCACCAGCUUACAAUGAAUGUGAUAUCUUUAUUGACAUCAAGUUUUUAGAACAAAAUAUUUAAUCUCUGUUAUGUGAAAACGGCUUCAAAAGUACAGCCUGAUUUUAUAUUCUUAUGUUAUUGUUAUGUUAUGGUGAGUGAUUAUAACAUGUUAAAGAAUUCCUGUAUUUGGAAGACUGUAGCUAGAGUAUGCUACUGAACUGUGGUAGAAUGAGGAAAUAAUCAUUGAGAAUGGCCUACCUUGUCGCAUGUCGAUCUCUUUUACUCUGGCAGGAAUUUCUACAUCAUUUCAGCAUACGUGCUGUUGUAUGGUGCAUCAGAUUUGAAUAUAUAUAUAUAUAUAUAUUAUAUAUAUAUGGUCUUUGUAAUCAAAAUGUGAAUAUUGUAUUUCCCUAUGGCCAUGCAACAUGUCAGCAUGGUAUUCUGGUUAGCUGUUUCAUGUUGGUGAGUGUUACAUGUACAAACUUGUUGCAUUGGGUGGCAUUAGAGAUGAUGCUGUCACCUGGCUGGUGCCAGCUGCCGACUCCCACUGGCUGGGCAUGUCACAGAGUAUUUCCAGUCAGGGACAUAUCUUGCCAGUUGAUCAGUACAAAUACUAAAGCUAAAAGCUGAGAAGUGACAUCCAUCAUAAUGACAUUCAGAUGUUACCAGUUUACAGUAAGACUUAAAUGGUUGCCUUCAGUGGCAUCAUCACAGCUUAUGGUUAAGGUGUGACUGUCCAAGAUUACUGUUUAAGUAUUAAAUACUAUUUAUAAAGUUACAAGUACUGAACUUUUUCUGUAUGCAUGGUAACAUAUAGAUGGAAAGGUAUAGCUUUCAUUGUAAGUGGGGACACAGUGAUGGAUGGAACUGAUAAAGGUGUAGAAUGUGUCCCUAGAUAGAUGGAGUCAUGGUUGCUGCCAUCAGAAUAUGUCCGUUUUCUCAUAGGGGUAUGUCAGACAGGUGGUCAUGUUUCUUUUAAUCGAAAAGUUUUUCCCAAUUUGAUGUCUCAACUGCAAAAUGGUCAUAAUGCUGGUAUUAGAGCACGGACAAGCGCAUUUUGCAGCAGACACUUGAAAACAGAUAUAUAGACAGCAUCAAGGCAGUUAGGAUAUAAUGUCCCAGUUAAUGUAGCAUCUUAUGGGGUAACAUGGGCAUUUGCUAGUUAUGAGAAUAGGAUUAUGAUGUAAAUACUGUAAUCUCCGUCAGUCGCUCAUGUUCUUUGUUGUCACAUGGAAACUUGUGUAUCACUUCUCAGCUUUAAAUGUACUGUAAUGAAUUUGUGCUGACAUGUGAAAUUCCACGUGAACUGUGAUAAUGGAGAUGUCGUGAAAAAUAAACUGGCCAAUCAAAGCUAA